AUGGCACCUGCUACCGCACUCAUCAUUGGGGCUACGGGGUUCGUUGGAGGCCACCUUUGUGAGCUAUUGGCCACGAAACACCCACAAUUACGGCUGCUCUGCUUGAUGCGCGACACAACACCCCAGAAAGCGAAUGAUCUGAACAAGCUCAAUCCGAGCGUCGAGAUAGUGGAGGGUACUCUGGAGGACAGUGCGAUCAUUUCCGCAGCAGCCGAAAAGGUCGAUGUUGUCAUCCACGUCGCACACUCCGACUAUGCGCCAUCUGUGCAGGCUGUUCUGGCAGGCUUGAGAAAGCGAGCCAGCACGGAUUCUCAUCGAACACCUAUAUAUCAGCAUAUGUCUGGGCUGGGAGUCAUUGCGGAUAAUGUUCGUGGUGAGAAGGUUGACUUUGUCAAAGAGUGGACUGAUGUUGGGUUUCGGCUGGAUGACUGUCCUAAGGACAACACGCAUCUUGCCAGCGAUCGCCAGAUCCUGGAAGCAGGUACCAGGAGCCAGGACGGCAUCCAAACCGCAAUCCUAUUUCCCGGUCUGAUCUAUGGCCAUGGCAAAACUCCCAGAAGCGGCGCAUGGGUCCCAUUCUACUCGACGUUCGCCAAAGCAGCUGGUCAUGCAGGUACUUGGGGACCUGUUGAAGUGAGUCAGUACUGCAUCCAUGUCCGAGAUGUCGCUGCAGCGGUCUUAUGCGUCCUUGGAUACCUGCUCGAGGAUGCAACACGUGGCGGGAGUGACGGUCUUUUCUUCGUGACGUCCCAGGAACCGACCAUGUCAUGGCGUAAGAUCAACAGUGUGCUAGGAGACAUAUUGUACGCUCGAGGAUUGGUCCGGGUUCCUGGAACCCAGCCAUUUCCUGAGGGUGUAGCUGACCCCCUUGGACACUACGGCUGGUCUUUGCUCGGAAGCAAUGGCCAUACCCGAGCAGAUCGUCUGGGUGGUCUGGGUUGGAAUGCUGAAUGGAGUAAGAAGGAACCUCUCCGAGAUGUCGUCAAUAAGAUGCUUGAGAUUGGGAUUUAG
Messenger RNA from Recurvomyces mirabilis, 1011 nucleotides. RefSeq lists its product as uncharacterized. The record is from RefSeq and is a predicted model, not a curated record. Gene Ontology annotation, biological process: steroid biosynthetic process. The coding region runs from base 1 to 1011 and encodes 336 amino acids. Gene Ontology annotation, molecular function: 3-beta-hydroxy-Delta5-steroid dehydrogenase (NAD+) activity. Lineage: Eukaryota; Fungi; Ascomycota; Dothideomycetes; Mycosphaerellales; Teratosphaeriaceae. The transcript is spliced from 7 exons.